AUGCCUGUGGGGAUAACAAGCCUAAAAAAGUUGGGCACCUUAAAUUUGUCCAUGAAUCAUUUGACCGGAAAUAUCCCAGCAAAUAUCGGAAACUUGGGGUGGAUAGAAACUCUUGAUCUAUCACUGAACAAACUUUCAGGUUCAAUUCCACAAAGCAUGGUUUCUUUAACAUUUUUGAAUCAUCUGAACCUGUCAUACAAUAACUUGUCUGGGAAAAUUCCAACGGGUAACCAGUUUCAGACCUUUGUUGACCCGUCAAUUUAUGAGGGCAAUACCAAUCUUAGCGGGUGUCCAUUACCAACUGGUUGCCAAGACAAUGAAAAAGCACCUCAAGUUCCAAGUGGAGAUGGAGGAGAGGAUGAUGACAACAAACUUGAAAAGCUGCAGUUCAUCAUCAGUAUGGUGAUAGGUUUCUGUGCUGGGUUUUGGGGAGUUUUUGGGACUUUGGCCAUGAAGAGGUCUUGGAGACAUGCCUAUUUUCACUUCCUUGACAUAGUGAAAGAUGCUGUCCUUGAUUUUGUCCCUGCCAUUGGUACUUAUUUGCGGAAAAGAUCAUAG
This is a messenger RNA of Prunus armeniaca (apricot), 558 nucleotides long. Lineage: Eukaryota; Viridiplantae; Streptophyta; Magnoliopsida; Rosales; Rosaceae. The record is from the annotation of a GenBank genome assembly.